This is a messenger RNA of Carlito syrichta (Philippine tarsier), 774 nucleotides long. It is a transcript of the gene CMA1, whose product is annotated as chymase 1. Gene Ontology annotation, molecular function: serine-type endopeptidase activity. The coding region runs from base 25 to 765 and encodes 246 amino acids. The transcript is spliced from 5 exons. The record is from RefSeq and is a predicted model, not a curated record. Lineage: Eukaryota; Metazoa; Chordata; Mammalia; Primates; Tarsiidae. Gene Ontology annotation, cellular component: cytoplasm; intracellular membrane-bounded organelle. Gene Ontology annotation, biological process: proteolysis.
UGCCCAGGAAGCCUCCCAGGAAAGAUGCAUCUUCUUCCUUUCCCCCUGCUGCUCUUUCUCCUGUGCUCGGGAGUUGAAGGUGGGGAGAUCAUCGGGGGCAUGGAGUCUAAGCCACACUCCCGCCCUUACAUGGCCUACCUGGAUAUUCUCACUCCCCAUGGCCGGGCAGCUUGUGGUGGUUUCCUGAUAAGAAGGGACUUUGUGCUGACAGCUGCUCACUGUGAAGGAAGUUCUGUAACUGUCAUUCUUGGAGCCCAUAACAUAUCAAAGAAUGAAGACACGUGGCAGAAGCUGGAGGUUGUGAAGCAAAUUCCUCAUCCAAAAUAUAAUGACACUACUAUUCGCAAUGACAUCAUGUUACUAAAGUUGAAGGAGAAAGCCAAACUGACCCUGGCCGUGGGGACAGUUCCCAUCGCAUCCCAAUUCCACUUUGUCCGGCCUGGGAGAGUGUGCCGGGUUGCUGGUUGGGGAAAAACAGGUGUGUGGGCGCCAACCUCAGACACCCUGCAAGAGGUGAAGCAGAAGCUCAUGGAUCCCCAGGCCUGCAGCCACUUUAAACAAUUUGACCACAAUCGCCAGCUGUGUGUGGGCAAUCCCAAGAAGACACAAUCUGCAUUUAAGGGAGACUCUGGGGGUCCUCUUCUGUGUGCUGGGGUGGCCCAUGGCAUCGUGUCCUAUGGACGGUGGAAUGCACAACCCCCUGCUGUCUUCACCCGAAUCUCCCAUUACCGGCCCUGGGUCAACAAGGUCCUGAAGGCGAAUUAACCCUGGAUC